Messenger RNA from Lichtheimia ornata, 1998 nucleotides. RefSeq lists its product as uncharacterized. Gene Ontology annotation, cellular component: signal recognition particle, endoplasmic reticulum targeting. The transcript is spliced from 6 exons. The record is from RefSeq and is a predicted model, not a curated record. Lineage: Eukaryota; Fungi; Mucoromycota; Mucoromycetes; Mucorales; Lichtheimiaceae. The coding region runs from base 1 to 1998 and encodes 665 amino acids. Gene Ontology annotation, biological process: SRP-dependent cotranslational protein targeting to membrane. Gene Ontology annotation, molecular function: ribosome binding; 7S RNA binding; protein binding.
AUGGCGUCAUCUCUACCGGCGUUAUUCACAGACUUACAGAGAGCAACCAUCGAGGGCAACGAUGACCGUAGUCUCGAGCUUUGCAACGACAUUCUUAAACAAAGCCCCAAUGAUCAAACAGCAUUGCAUUGCAAGGUGGUGACGCUUAUUCGCUUGGGCCAGUACGAUGACGCGCUUUCUCUCAUUGCACGCAAGUUCAAGGGCACCGAUGUCGACUUAUCGUUUGAGAGAAUCUAUUGUUACUAUCGCACCAACCAACUGAAGCAAGCACUCGAAUUGUUGAAUGACAUCAAGGCAGCCAACGACACGACGAGCCCUGGUCUUUUAUAUCUCGAAGCACAGCUGUUGUAUUCGCAAGACAAGUAUGCUGAAUGCAUUGCUGUAUACGAAUCGCUUUUGGAGCAAACCAACAAGAAUGAUCCCAUCUACGAGGAGAUUCAAGUGAACUUGCUUGCCGCUCAAACGGGUCUCGCCUUUUCAGCACCAUCGUCCUCAUCCAAACCAGAGCCUAUCGCUGUUUCCAAUGAAUCGCAAUACGAGGUUGCCUAUAAUGCAGCAUCACUUCACCUUGCAAGACUUGAAUUGGACGACGCACGCAAGCAAUUAGAGGUGGCAAGAAAGACAUGCAAUGCACGUUUGACAGAAGCGGAUGUACCCCAGGAGGAAAUCGAUGAAGAGUUGGCAGUCAUUGCAACACAAUUGGCCUACACUUAUCAGAUCCAAGGCCGCGUGGAGGAAGCGAUGGAGAUCUAUCAAUCUGUAUUGGGAUCAAGUACCGUGAAGGACAUGAGCAUCAAGGCUGUUGCAUCCAACAAUAUUGUGGCAGUGCGUCAAAAGAAAAAGAAUCUCUCUGAUGCUGCACAAAAGCUGAAGAUGGCCACGAGCAAGGAAGCUGAUUCACGUUUGAAGCGAUAUCAAAAGCGUGUGAUUGCUAUGAAUGAUUCUUUAUUGCAAUUGUAUAUGAGCAAGUUUGAAGCAUGUCGGGAUUCAGCACGCAAGUUGAUUGCAACUUAUCCUGAGAAUGAGACGUUGUAUCUUGUAUUGGCAGCAGCAACUUACCAGCAACACAAAGGACAAGCUGCAGUUGAGGAAUUGAAAAAGUAUGCCGAGGAACAUCCAUCAUCACUUGCAAUCUGGUUCGCUACGAUCCAAGUCGAGUUGUUGCAAUCUCAACCAGCAGCGGCUUUGAGCACUUUGGAACAAUACCUCUCACGUGUUGGUGAAAAGAACAAAAAGGAGUACUACCGACCAGCCGUUGUUGCACUAUUGGUGUGGUUGUAUGAGCAAACUGGACAAUCCGACAAGGCAAUGGAGCUUUUGGACAAGGCAUCACAAUUUUGGAAAACGGAUGCAGACUUCAGCUCUGAGGCACCAACAUCCAUCAUGAAACAAACAGCGGCAUUCAAGCUAAAGACGGGACGUUAUCAGGAUGCAGUUACCGACUAUGAGCAAUUGGUGCGUGCUGAUCCAACGGAUGCGCAAGCCUUGGCUGGUUUAAUUGCUGCCUAUGUGGAAGUGGAUCCUGCUAAAGCUGAGCAAUAUGGAAACUCGUUACCUGCUGUUGCAUUGGAUCAUUUGGAUAUGUCGGCAUUGGAGACGAUGGUGCCAGGUGUUAAGCGUGGCUAUGUGCGGAAACAAACCAGCAGCACACGUACAAGAAAGCCCAAAACAAAAAAGAAAAGAAAACCAUUGUUACCCAAGGAUUAUGAUCCCGAGAAGACACCCGAUCCGGAGCGCUGGAUACCAAAACGGGAGCGUUCCACUUACCGCGUGAAGGGCAAAAAUAAAAAGGCCGCUGGUAAGGGUCCACAAGGCACCUUCGUAGCCGGUGGCGGUAUUGGCGGAACGGGAAGUGCUAACAUUGGAGGCAGCCGAGGAACCGAAAGCUCGUCUUCAUCACCCAAGGCUGAGACCAAGCCAUCCAAGCCCGCAAGCGCUUCAUCCAACAAGAAUGCAAACAAGAAAAAGAAGAAAAAGGGUGGCAAGACCAAAUGGUAG